Molecule: messenger RNA, 3478 nt
Organism: Ictalurus furcatus (blue catfish)
Lineage: Eukaryota; Metazoa; Chordata; Actinopteri; Siluriformes; Ictaluridae
Gene: tm9sf1
Product: transmembrane 9 superfamily member 1
Exons: 9
Coding region: 880-2682 (600 amino acids)
Biological process (GO): protein localization to membrane
Cellular component (GO): membrane
Source: RefSeq, a predicted model, not a curated record
AUAUUUGCUGCAUUCUCCACCAAGUGGGAACUGGGAAGUCUGGAUAUUGUGACGUUAUUCCAACAUGACUGCGCUGGUCGUGAAAAGUGAAAAACAACAGAAGUGAUUUAAGGUGUUUAAGCCGUCUUUUGAGUUUCCGUUUAGAUGUGAAAUCGUUAAAUAAUAUAUUAAACCUCAGUGAUUGAAAUGUUAAGUCGCUUUAUGUUCGAGUUUUAUUUAAUUUUUAAAUUAAACCGCGCUUUCGUGUGAUUUCCGGCGGUGUUAACAGAUUCAUCCCAUUCACUUUAACAACACGUUAACAACAAUCCUUUUAACUCCAGUUUCACGCCAGAUUACUGCGAGUAUUCGGGUUAUUUCCGACUUCGGAGUUCACGUGAACGCUCUAAAGCCGGAAGUAGGUUAGACAGUUCCGAGUUAUCCUGAACACACACACAUAAAGCACAGGAAGUGCCUCCGAGUGAGCUUGUUGAAAAUGUAUACAAAUUUAUAUGUAUAUUUUUUUUAACAAAAAAAACAGCAUUUUUGCUGUGUUUCUAUAUUUUUGUUGCGCUUUUUUAGUUUUCACAAAGGAGGAAGUGAAAGUAUCCAAACAGGUGAGGCGUUAGUCUUGGCCACGCCCAUCCCGGAAAAUUGGCGAUAUUUUGAUUUUAAGGUGACGUGGAUACCGCAGCUAGUCGCCUCCUCUUGAGGCGUUUGGAUGCGGUACAGAAGUAAACCGACCUGUUUUUUUGGUUGGGUUUUUUUUUUUUUUUGGGUUAAGAUAUGUGGAUACAUGUACAUCUUCAGUAGUGACUAUACGGAGAUAAAGAAAGAACACCACUGCUUUUCCUGCCCCCGAGGAGGAUUUCUGGAUUCCAGGCAGCGGAAACAGGGACCACGAUGGCGACUCCAGGCUGGAUCCUGGGCUCUCGGCUACUUCUUCUGUGCCUUCUGUUCCUACAACUUGCCUGGACAGCCACUUACAAGGAAGGCGAUCCCGUCAUGCUUUACGUGAAUAAAGUAGGGCCUUACCAUAACCCCCAGGAAACCUACCAUUAUUAUACCCUCCCUGUCUGCAGACCCAAAGAGGUGCGCCAUAAAGCCUUAAGUCUGGGAGAGGUUUUGGAUGGCGACAGGAUGGCAGAGUCUUUAUACAACAUCCACUUCAGGGAGAACAAUGAAAGACAAACAUUAUGUCAGCUCACGCUGUCCGAGAAAGAGGUGGAUCAGUUGAGAGAAGCAAUCGAAGAGCUGUAUUACUUUGAAUUUGUCCUGGAUGAUAUUCCAAUCUGGGGCUUUGUGGGAUAUAUGGAGGAAAGUGGUUUCCUGCCUCACAGUCACAAGGUUGGGUUGUGGACCCACUUGGACUUCAAUAUUGAGUACAAUGGCAACUCUGUGAUCUUUGCCAACGUGUCUGUUAAAGAUGUGAAGCCGGUGCCUCUGGAGGAGGGAGGACAUGACGGGGUAAACAGCAAUAGUGGAGGUCUCUCGGUGACCCACACCUACAGCGUCCACUGGUUCGAGAGCUCCUUGCCCCAUUCGCGCAGAGCCGAGCGCCUCCGAGACUACUCCUUCUUCCCGAAGACUCUGGAGAUCCACUGGCUGUCAAUCAUCAACUCGUUGGUGCUGGUGGUGCUGCUGCUAGGCUUCGUUAUCAUAAUCCUUAUGAGGGUGUUAAAGAACGACUUUGCCAGAUAUAACGUAGAAGAAGAUGGAAGCUGCGACGAUCUGGAUCAGGGUGAUAACGGCUGGAAGAUCAUUCACACAGAUGUCUUUCGAUUUCCAUCAAACAAAAGCUUGCUGUGCGCCGUGCUUGGAGUAGGAGCUCAGUUUCUUACUUUGGCCACUGGAAUCAUCAUCAUGGCAUUGCUAGGGAUGUUUAACGUUCAUCGGCAUGGAGCCAUAAACUCUGCAGCGAUCGUACUGUAUGCGCUGACUAGCUGUGUGUCGGGAUACUGCUCGUGUAGCUUCUACACCCAGAUCCAUGGCCACCGCUGGGUUUGGAACAUCAUCCUCACCUCCACCCUUUUCUCCGCCCCUCUCUUUCUGACCUGGAGUGUAGUAAACUCUGUACACUGGUGGAGUGGUUCCACACAGGCACUCCCCGCAUCUACAGUGCUCCUGUUGCUAGGGGCAUGGGUGCUAGUGGGUUUUCCCCUUACAGUCAUUGGGGGAAUUGUGGGGAAGAACCGGGCCGGCAGCUUUCAGGCUCCGUGUCGUACACGCAACAUUCCCCGCCAGAUCCCAGAGCAGCGCUGGUACAAACACACAGCUGUGCACAUGGCCAUCGGAGGAUUCCUGCCUUUCAGUGCCAUCUCAGUGGAGCUCUACUACAUAUUUGCGACCGUGUGGGGUCGGGAGCAGUACACGCUUUACGGCAUCCUGCUCUGCGUCUUUGCCAUCCUGCUGUCUGUGGGAGCCUGCAUCUCUGUGGCGCUCACCUACUUCCUGCUUUCGGGCGAAGAUUACCGCUGGUGGUGGCGAAGCAUCCUGAGUACGGGAUCCACCGGCCUAUUCAUAUUUGUCUACUCGCUUUUCUACUAUUGGAAUCGAUCGAGCAUGAGCGGUCUAGUGCAGAGCAUGGAGUUCUUCGGCUAUUCCUUACUCACCGCGUUCGUGUUCUCACUCAUGCUUGGGACUGUUUCGUUCUGGGCCUCGCUGGCAUUUAUCCGUUACAUCUAUCGCAGCCUGAAGAUGGACUGAACGAUGCUGGCUGUAAUAACAUUCAUGCACUAGCCCCCCCACCCCACCCUUUUCUUUUUUUUCUACCCCCCCUCCCCGUCGCCGGACGCUUCGUCGUGAAGCUGUUUUUCGGACGUCAAAAUAGAAGAGGGUUAUUUUUCCGGGAAAUGGAGUAUAAACCGUCUCUUUAAAACAUUUUGUGAUUUUUUUUUUCUCGAAGAGAGACCGACGCUUGAUGACAUAGUUUAGUUAAAUUAUACGAUAUACGACGUGCAUCUGAACGACAUGAAAGCAGAGUGGGAAACUACUGCAUGUUCAUUUGUUACUCCGUUGCACCAAAAGUUUACUGAAAUUGAAUCUGACUUGUUUAGUAAUGGUAUUUGGUUUGUCCAGUGCAUAGUGCAUACAAUACUCAGAUGAACAGUUUAAAAUGAAAUCACAGAAGUAGUACUUUAUAGGUUCAGAAAUCAGAAAAUGGUUUAAUGUAUAACUUAUGGGAUGUAAGUGUCAUAUCGAUGGUGGAUGUAUGUAUGUAUGUGUGUAUAUAUUGUACAUACAUAUAUAAAUGCAUAUGUGUUAAAUUUCGGGGGGUUUUACGUGGCAUGGACAAUAAGGUUGUGGCAUUGAGUUGCGCGUCAAACGUUCAUAAAGGGAAUAGUUUUAGAAAGGAUAUUUAUGACGACGAAGUGGGAAAAAAAUCAGACCAACAAGAAAGAAACUAGCAAAAGUAGAAGUUCUUGAAACUAUUUAUGCUAAUGUUAAAUCUGUUUAUAGCAGUAUUGGAUAACUAAGCAUAAUUAAAUAUACAAAACAUGAA